GAAAAAGAAAUUCAAAAUCCAGCCGUCAAUGUCAAUUCAUUCACAUCUCCUCUCUCCAAGCCCUCUCUCUCUCUCUCUCUCAAAGGCACACGCGGAAGUACGUUCACUGUGACACGACAAAGCACCGAAGCUUGAGAAAAUGAUGGAUGAACAGCCAAAACGGAGCUCUCCAAAACAAUCUGAAAAUGGAGAAAAAGGGAAUUGUGUGUUCAGCCCUGGGUUUAGAUCUGUUGCAGCCAUGGCUGGUUGGGACGAAGAAGCAUUGUUAAUGGCGUCGCUUGUCGUUGAAGAUACGCCGGAUCGUGAUGCUAAACAGAAGAGACGCUCAGAUCCGCUGUUCAAAACUCCACCUACUAAUUCUAGAAGAAAACGCAGAGAUCAGAGGAAGAGUCCUGUUUCGUUACCUGUGGCUGUUCUUGAUCUAGACGAAGAGGAAGUUUCUAGAGAAGAAAUCGUAGAAGAGAAGAAAGAACAGAAAAUUCUUGUGGAUAUUAACAGUAAAAAGGAUGAGAAAUCAAAAGAAUCGACGUCAGAAAGCUCUUCCAUUCCAUGCAUUGAUCGACUUCGUGAAGAACUCUCUUGUGCUAUUUGCUUAGAAAUUUGCUUCGAACCAAGCACCACUUCUUGUGGGCACAGUUUCUGCAAGAAAUGUCUGAGAUCUGCUGCUGAUAAAUGCGGAAAAAAGUGCCCAAAAUGCAGACAGCUUAUAAGCAACGGAAGAUCUUGCACCAUAAAUACAGUUCUAUGGAACACGAUACAGCUUUUGUUUCCACAAGAAAUAGAGGCAAGAAAGGUGGUGUGCGGAGGUUCAAACACAUUACAAUCCACUGACCUCCAAAGCCCUCCGGCAAGGAGGAGGAGCCAAUACCGGAGUGUUGUUGAGGCGUUAAAUAGUCCUGAAGGAGAACAGCUAAGCUUGGAAAGGAGGCGGAGGACUGUUAACCACAACCACAACCACCGCCAUCAUCAUAAUCUGAGACAACAACAGAGCUUUCGUCCUGCCUCUGUGGUGUUACUGAACAGUGGAGCAGCCGGAGAUAAUAGCGUGAGCAGGAGGAGGAGGAGGCGGGAGGUGGUGGUGCUGGCACCACCUGAGCAAGAUGAGGAUGCUGCUUUGGCAUUGAGAUUGCAGAGAGAGGAGUUCAUGGGUGCGUUUGGAGGGUCUGAACAACAAGGGAGAAGAAACUCGGUUGCAACUGCUACAGUGAAUCUGAGGGCAAUGGCAUCAAGAGCUGUUGGUAUUCGCAACCAUCGUGGUGGUGGUGGUCGUUAAAUAAAAGUGUGUAGGCUUUUUUUCAUCACAACUUCUGUGAUAAUCAAAGAUGAUGAGUGUGGUUUCUUUUGUUCCUUAAUUUUAUUUCAAGAUUUGGUAUGUUGUGUUA
Molecule: messenger RNA, 1382 nt
Organism: Lactuca sativa (garden lettuce)
Lineage: Eukaryota; Viridiplantae; Streptophyta; Magnoliopsida; Asterales; Asteraceae
Biological process (GO): double-strand break repair
Cellular component (GO): nucleus; site of double-strand break
Molecular function (GO): ubiquitin-protein transferase activity; nucleosome binding; metal ion binding
Source: RefSeq, a predicted model, not a curated record